UGUCGGAACACACACUUCCGGUCCGUUAGCUCACUCCUGAGUGUGACUUCCGUUAGCUUGGAGCGACUUCGAGCUGAAUCUAUCGAAGUGAAAAAACAUCUUUGAUCUUUCUUCUGUUGACACUGAGGACCAGGCAGACAUGUCGAGUCGAGAAGCCCUCAACAUGAAGCUUCCCCCGAUCCAGUCCACGGCCGGAGCCGUGCCGGUCCGGAACGAUAAAGGGGAGCUCUCCAUGGAGAAGGUGAAGGUGAAGAGGUACGUGUCGGGUAAACGUCCCGACUACGCCCCGAUGGAGUCAUCGGAUGAAGAGGAGGAGGACUUCCAGUUUGUGAAGAAGGGGAAGGAGCAGGAGCCCGAGGUGGAGCAGGAGGAAGAGGAGGUCUCUGAUCCACGUCUCAAACGUCUGCUCAACCGUGUCAAUGAAGACGUGGAGGAGAGGCUUGCGAGACACAGACAGAUCGCAGAGCCUGAAGUUGUAGCUGAGAGCAGCGAGGACUCUGAUGAAGGCACAUGGCACCCAGAGCGUGAGGAGAGCAGUGAAGAAGAAGAGGAGGAAGAGGAAGAAGUGGAUGAUGAGGAAAUCGAGCGCAGACGACAGAUGAUGCGUCAGCGAGCCGUUGAGCGGAAGAACGAGGAGAUGGAGGUGAUGGAGGUGGAGGAGGAGGGGAAGUCAGGGGAGGAGUCUGAGUCAGAGUCUGAAUAUGAGGAGUACACGGACAGUGAGGACGAAGCAGAGCCCCGACUCAAACCCGUCUUCAUUCGCAAGAAGGACCGAGUGACGGUGGCGGAGCGUGAAGCAGAGGAGCUGAGGCAGAAAGAGCUUGAGGUGGAGGCCAAGAAGCAGGUGGAGGAACGGCGACGCUACACCCUCAAGAUCGUGGAGGAGGAGGCCAAGAAGGAGUUCGAGGAGAACCGGCGAACGCUGGCUGCUCUGGAAGGUUUGGACACCGACGGAGAGAACGAGGAGGAGGAGUACGAAGCCUGGAAAGUCCGAGAGCUCAAACGCAUCAAGAGAGACCGAGAGGCCAGAGAAACCAUGGAGAAGGAGAAGGCGGAGAUCGACAGAUUCCAUAACCUGACGGAGGAGGAGCGCAGGGCGGAGCUCCGGAACAGCGGCAAGCAGGUCACCAACAAAGCCACCAAAGGGAAAUACAAGUUCCUGCAGAAGUACUACCACAGAGGAGCCUUCUUCAUGGAUGAGGAGGACGACGUCUACAAGAGAGACUUCAGCGCACCGACUCUGGAGGAUCACUUCAACAAAACCAUCUUACCCAAAGUCAUGCAGGUCAAAAACUUCGGUCGAUCAGGUCGCACUAAGUACACCCACCUGGUGGACCAGGACACCACGUCGUUCGACUCGGCCUGGGCUCAGGAGAGCGCUCAGAACAGCAAGUUCUUCAAGCAGAAGGCGGCAGGCGUGAGGGACGUGUUCGACCGGCCCACGGUGAAGAAGAGGAAGACUUAAGACGUGACACCGACUUCACCUGGACCCGGUGCAGCUUCAGAGACUGUACAGAGACCGAGCUGCAGCUUGUGUGGAGGAGGAAAGAGACUGAGUCCACAGCUUUGAUGAACUUUUUAUCUCCCAGGACGACGCACCGUCACUAAAACAUCACGAUUCAUGUUCUGCUCCUCGAACGAAGACUCAGGAGGCAGCUGGUUUUUGUUUUUGAUGAUUCACAGAUUAUUAAUUUCCUGUGGGACCCUCGCUGUGCUUUUGAAUAUAGCUUGAACUCGCCUGUUGCAUCAGAGGACUGCUGCAUUUUGAGGGCGUAUUGUCUAAAAUGUCCUUUGAUAUGAUCACAACCUGAUAACUCAAAGUUUGAAAGCAGUGAGUUGUAAUCUUUACGUCCUGCUUUACUUAUGUUCUCCAUAUUUGUCACAGUGAUGUGUAGUAACGUCCUUUUUGUGAAUAAAACUCGUAUUUUCAUUUCU
Molecule: messenger RNA, 1935 nt
Organism: Notolabrus celidotus (New Zealand spotty)
Lineage: Eukaryota; Metazoa; Chordata; Actinopteri; Labriformes; Labridae
Gene: mfap1
Product: microfibril associated protein 1
Exons: 8
Coding region: 140-1465 (441 amino acids)
Biological process (GO): mRNA splicing, via spliceosome
Cellular component (GO): U2-type spliceosomal complex
Molecular function (GO): RNA binding
Source: RefSeq, a predicted model, not a curated record